GUCUUUACAUGUUUUCAUGAGACAAGUCCUAACAGAGUUUUUAAUGUUCACAGACUCCAGACGGGACGUCUUUUUUCAUUGACACCUGAUGUGAUGCAUCUCACUUGUGUUUAGACGUUCAGAGAUGAAGUUCAUCUGUGUGAUUUUACUCAUUCUUACUGGAGUUACACAAUCAGAUGAGUACGAGGUGAUUGGACCUUCAGCUCCUGUGAUGACUGUAUCUGGUGAAGAUGUGAUUCUGCCGUGUUCUAUCAAACCCAACAUCAGUGCUGUGAACAUGAGAGUCGAGUGGAUCAGACUUGAUCUGAAAGGCUCAAUAGUUCAUCGGUAUGAAGAUCAUAAAGACAUAAACACAGAUCAGCUUCAGUCGUACAGAGGAAGAACUCAAGUGUUUAAAGAAGAACUAGAGAAAGGAAACACAUCACUCAAACUCUCAAGAGUCCAAAUCUCUGAUGAAGGACUUUACAAGUGUUUCAUUCAGUCUCAAUCCUGGAGUGAUGACAUCACUGUUGAUCUCAGAGUUGAAGCUGUAGGUCGUCCUCUAGUCAUCACUGUAGAUGGGUUUGAUGGGUCUGGUGGUCUUCGUCUACAGUGUGAAUCUAAAGGCUGGAACCCUGAACCUGAUCUUGUGUGGCUGAACAGUGAAGGAGUAACUUUAACAUCUGAAUCUCCAGACACACACAGAGAUGACACAGAUGGAUUCAGUGUGAAACACAAGAUCACUGUAUAUAACACUGACACUAAAUAUCACUGCAGAGUCAGAAUGAAUCAUCACAUGAUGGAGACUGAGAUCAUCACAUCCAGUAAAAUGUUUCACUCGUGGAGAUCUUCAGUGAUUCUGAUAUCAGUUGCUGUUGUUCUCAGUGUGAUCGCUGGAAUACUGAUCACUAGGUUUGUCCGUAAACAGAGAGAUCUACAGAGAGAGGAACAGAGAAUACAGAACGAGCGUGAGCCACUACUGAUGACUGUAAAAAAUGUGACUUCACUGUUAAGAAAACAUGCAGUGAAUGUGACUCUGGAUGCUGAUUCAGCUCAUCCUCGUCUCAUUGUGUCUCAUGAUGGAAAACAAGUGAGAUGUGAAAACAAACAACUUGAAAGAGUGAAGAAUGAAGAUACAGGACAAAAUUACACAUUUGAUAGUCGUUUCUGUGUUGCUGGAAAUGAAGGAUUCUCUUCAGGGUGUUUUUAUUAUGAGGUGCAGGUGAAGGGGGUAGAUUGUUGGCGUGUGGGUGUGACCAGAGAAUCUGCUCAGAGGAAGGGGUUGUUCUCUAUGGAACAUCAGGAUGGAUACUGGACUGUGUGUUUGAGCGGUCACAGAUAUUAUGCUGGUGAAAAACAUGUUGUUCUUUCUCUGAGUGUGAAUCCUGAGAGGAUCGGGGUGUUUGUGGAUUAUGAGAAGGGUCGAGUCUCAUUUUAUGAUGUGGAGUCAAUGUAUCAUAUUCACUCUUUUACUGCUCAAUCUUUCACUAAGAAACUAUAUCCUCUUUUAUUUUUGGAAUCCUCUGUUCCACUCAUCAUCUGUAGGGAUCUUUCAUGAGAUCUGAUAGACACCUGAUCUGAACACAAAGUGAGGAGAGAAUAACAGACAGAGAACAGAAUAAACACUUUCAAGAACAA
Molecule: messenger RNA, 1617 nt
Organism: Triplophysa dalaica
Lineage: Eukaryota; Metazoa; Chordata; Actinopteri; Cypriniformes; Nemacheilidae
Product: butyrophilin subfamily 1 member A1-like
Exons: 9
Coding region: 125-1537 (470 amino acids)
Molecular function (GO): protein binding
Source: RefSeq, a predicted model, not a curated record